Plasmopara halstedii is the source of this 654-nucleotide messenger RNA. RefSeq names its product RxLR-like protein. Bases 1 to 654 code for a protein of 217 amino acids. Lineage: Eukaryota; Oomycota; Peronosporomycetes; Peronosporales; Peronosporaceae. The record is from RefSeq and is a predicted model, not a curated record. The transcript has a single exon.
AUGGUGAUCUUUUUCAAGAUAUUACUCGCGGUCAUAUUUGUGAUUGAGUUGGUUGCAGGUGAUGCUUCAAGCAUGACCCACUAUGAAUUAUACAGUUCAACGGCUACUUACACGUCGACGAGUCAAUAUGCUGCAAUUAUGUUGGCAAGCGUCAACUCCCAACGCGCCUCGCGCGGUCUCUCUGCUUUGUGUAUGAACGUGAAAUUAUUAGCUGCGUCAAGACGUCAUUCGAUUGACAUGGCCGCGAAGAACUUUAUCAGCCACUUAGGAUCUGACGGAUCGUCAAUGGCAAUGCGAAUCACUGAAGCAGGCUAUAGAUGGACUAGGGCGGCUGAAAAUGUUGCUGCGGGUCAAGUGAAUGUCGCUGCUGUUAUGAAUUCCUGGAUGCAGUCUAUCGGACAUCGCGCUAAUAUUUUUGGCGAUUAUACCAUGUUUGGCAUUGCGUACGCCUAUAGCCAAGACAGCACGUAUAAACAUUAUUGGACACAAAACUUUGCUAAGGGUAGCACAGAGGCAUGUAGCUACGAGGACAUCGCUUAUGUGAAAAUGAUAACUUCAGUGUUUAAUUCGACAACAUCUCCAUCUGACAAUUCGACGAUCAUGCUGCCUAAUGAUUCAGACCAGGAUGGAGUAAAACUCGACAGUGUUCCAUGA